AUGCUGAAGAACAUCUCCAACCAAACUUCUGAGCCCUCAGAAGACACACAUUAUAACUUUCUGGCCUUGUUCUUUGGGCUCAUACUGAUUGUGUUUAUAAUCUGUGGAAAUGUAUUGGUGUGUCUUAGUGUCUGUACAGAGAAAGCUUUGAAAACUACUACCAACUAUUUCAUUGUGAGCUUGGCAGUGGCUGACCUUCUCCUGGCUGUAUUGGUGUUGCCACUGUAUGUAUACACAGAGUUUCUAGGAGGGGUGUGGACACUUGGUUUUGUCUUCUGUGAUAUCCUAAUGACCAUGGAUGUCAUGCUGUGCACUGCCUCCAUUUUCAACCUCUGUGCUAUCAGUGUGGACAGGUUCAUAGCUGUGUCCAUCCCACUGAACUACAACCGGCAGCAAGUGGAUAACCGGCAGUUGUUCCUCAUCUCAACCACUUGGAUUUUUGCCUUUGCUGUGGCUUCUCCGGUCAUUUUUGGACUUAAUAACGUUAAAGACCGGGAUCCCAAUGAAUGUAAAUUAGAAGACAACAAUUAUGUGGUUUACUCCUCCAUUUGUUCCUUUUUUAUCCCAUGUCCUAUAAUGUUAGUACUUUAUUGCGCCAUGUUUUACGGACUCCGGAAAUGGGAAGAAGCCAGAAAGGCCAAGUUACGGACUCACUUGUCCCCAAGACUUAAGCCAGCAAGCCAAACUCUAAUAUUUGAUAGGAUAGAUAGGAUAAAUCGAAGUCCUACUGACAGCAAGCUGGAUGAUCUUCAUUUGUAUGACCAGCCGGACUGUCCGUUUUCCAAAUCUUAUGUGGACAAUGGCCAUGGGAUUCAGGCUGUUGCCUACCCCCACCUCAAAUAUUCAUCAAGCAUGGUGCCAGAAAGGAAGCAUUCCAAGAUCAAUGGGCGAGAGAGAAAGGCUAUGAGGGUGCUCCCAGUUGUUGUCGGUACAUUUCUCUUCUGCUGGACACCAUUCUUUGUCGUGCACAUCACCCGAGCGUUGUGCGAGUCCUGUUAUAUGCCUCCGCCGCUCUUCAGCACCGUCACAUGGUUGGGAUACGUCAACAGUGCCCUGAACCCGGUCAUCUAUACAAUAUUCAAUACAGAGUUUAGGAACUAUUUUCGCAAAGUGCUUCGAUUGUGCUGCUGAUCCAUGG
Bufo bufo (common toad) is the source of this 1138-nucleotide messenger RNA. It is a transcript of the gene DRD4, whose product is annotated as dopamine receptor D4. Gene Ontology annotation, biological process: adenylate cyclase-inhibiting dopamine receptor signaling pathway; adenylate cyclase-activating adrenergic receptor signaling pathway. Gene Ontology annotation, molecular function: G protein-coupled receptor activity; dopamine neurotransmitter receptor activity, coupled via Gi/Go. Gene Ontology annotation, cellular component: plasma membrane. Lineage: Eukaryota; Metazoa; Chordata; Amphibia; Anura; Bufonidae. The transcript is spliced from 4 exons. The record is from RefSeq and is a predicted model, not a curated record. Bases 1 to 1131 code for a protein of 376 amino acids.